CGUGUCAUCAGCAAUCAGUGCUCGCAAAAAACACAAAGCCAUACAUAUGUCUGGCAAUUCAUUUCGUAUACUUAGUGAAAAUAGCAAACUUGUCGUAUUCUAGCGCUUGUGCGUGGCAUUCUGUGCAACCUCGCAUAACGCUGUGUGGAAGUGUGUGUGAAAAACUAUAGCAGUGCAUUCCGUUAAAGUGUGCAAAUCAGAGUUUUUCCUGCAAAGCGGAAAUUCUUAAUUCCUGCAGUUAAACACAAAGCGAACAGCAAAGCUUUGAGAUGCAUUCCACGGCAUGCAGUGCGUCGGCUUUAAACUCGACGAACUCUACGAGCACAUCAUCGCCAAAUACAACUGAUGGAUUAAAGAUGGUACACUCCAAUGAAGAUGCGCUCAACAAAAUUCCACUGAAAUCUGCCAGCGGCUUGGAUGAUGAGGAGAAAAAUGGUGGUGAAUUCACCAGUGAUACGGCGGCGGCGGAGGAGGCGAGACGCGAGCAAAUGCGCGCGAACAUUCUGAAAUGGAUGAAAAAGCUGACGAUUGUUCUCAUCUGCUUCAUCGGUGUAGCGCUCAUCACCUACGUUAUCAUCAGCCUCUGCUUUAGCGAUUGGUCUAAAACGUCAAAUGCACAAAGCAACAACACAAGCAUCAACAAUGAUACAUCCUUCACUCUUCCAUCCACCUAUAAUUCUUCUCUCUCGCCAGAUGAUGACAGCAGCAGCAGCAGCAGUAGUAGUAAAAAUGGCGCGCUGGCGUCGAACUCAACAAGUGAAGGAAAUGGCAGCCUAUUAGCCGCUAUUGCCACCACAACGGCGGCCACCAUCGCCACAGCUGGUUUCGGUGACUCAGCGGCACAGCCCACUAACACAUACACCGCCACCACAACUGGCGCGGCACCAACAACUACAACAGUCGAUACUGCGCCCGGCACACCGCAAACAACCGCCAGCACAGCUGCGUCCGGCGCAACAACAGCAAAAAGUAGCGCCGCGCAACCGACGAGAAAGGCGCUGGUGCUUAAGGACUCGCCGCCAUUGAUAAGUGACAAAUUCGAAUCGAAAUUGGGCGUUUAUGAGCAGGCGGCUGUUUGCUCGGACCGAGAAGUUUGCAGCGAAAUUGGCAGUCACAUGCUCGAUCAAAAGGGUAGCGCUGUGGAUGCCGCUAUCGCCACAUUACUGUGUAACGGAAUACUCACUAUGCAUAGCAUGGGUAUCGGCGGCGGCAUGCUUAUGAACAUAUUUUUGAAGGACACGCAACACGCUUACUCUAUCGACGCCCGCGAAGUUGCGCCGUUCGCAGCGUUCCAAGAGAUGUUCGAUGGCAAACUGGAACUGUCGUUGAAUGGUGGUCUUUCCAUUGCUGUACCUGGAGAACUGAUGGGCUAUCAUCGGGCGCACGAACGUUUUGGCAAGUUGCCAUGGAAAACGCUGGUCGAACCAUCGGUUAAAUUGUGUCAUGAAGGCUUCUAUUUGACACAUCAUCAAUGGAACGCCUUAAACUAUCGUUGGCAUCACAUGAAGAACAACACGGUGUUGACCGAUGUUUUCGUUAAUGCCACCACUGGGCAGCUGUUUCCCGUCGGCACCAAAAUAAAACCGCAAAAAGUGCUUUGCUCAACUUAUGAGCUUCUAGCAGAAAAUGGACCACUUGAUUUCUAUAAUGGCACCUUAGCGCAGUUGGUUGUGGAAGACCUCAAAGAUCUGGGCAGUACAGUGACAGCGUACGAUCUGGAAUCCUACUCCGCCGACAUGGUCAGUUCAAUAACAAUGCAGUUGGGCGAUGAUAUACUCUAUGCGGUGCCACCAAUUAGUAGCGGCACUGUUGUAGCCAAUAUUCUCAGCAUAUUGGAAGGUUUUAAUUUAACUAAAGCUGAUUUCGUUGGCGCCGAAAACGAAGCUAAGACGUUGCAUCGCUUCGCAGAGGCAUUAAAGUAUGGUUUUGCAAAACGAUGGGAGCUGGGAGAUUUGCGCUUCAAUGAUGUUCGUGAGGUAUGUACUUACUCGGGUAAUGCCGAUAUUUACGGAAUGAGCAUACGCGAAAAGAUAAACGAUGACAAAGUACACAAAGCGGUCUUUGAUUAUGGCGCACAAUUUAUGGGCGAAGAUGAUGCAGGCACCUCUCCUACAGUCGUUCUGGCGCCCAACGGAGAUGCAGUCUCGGUGACAAGUUCCGUUAACGAAUAUUUUGGUGCCAGUCAGGCGGGGCGACGUACCGGUAUCGUGUUUAACAGCGCCAUGAAUGAUUUCUCUGUGGAAGGCACAUCUAAUAAUUUUGGUUUGCCGGCGGCACCGAGCAAUUUUAUUGAUGCCCGCAAGCGGCCCAUGUCUUCGAUGUCGCCAAUGAUUUUGGCCGAUCGUAAAGGUAACGUGCGUUUAGCGUUCAGCGCUGCUGGCGGCUCGAAAAUCAUAUCGGGUGUUACUGAGGUGGCGGCGCGCUAUUUGUGGUUUGGACAGGAUAUAAAAUCAGCUAUUGACGCGCCGCGCAUCCAUCAUCAACUCGUGCCCAAUGUGUUGCAAUACGAAUUUGGCCGAUUUAGCGAAGAGAUCUUAACGCUGCUAAAGAACAAAGGACAUGAGUUAAAACCAUUCAAGGAUAUUGGUUCCGUUGUGUGCGCCAUCGCACAAAAUGAUACCGCGAUAUAUGCGAACGCGGACUACCGAAAACGGGGCGGCGUCGCUGGCUUUUGAGACCACCACCGUUAAUCCUCAACGGUUUUUUAGCAUAAGUGUGCGCUAAGUCCAAAAUAAAAAAAAAGAUACGAGAUUAUUUAUUAUCUACAACCGAGUCAAUGAAACAAGUUUACACAAACACGAACUGCAAAAUUCGAAACAAUCGCGGCAGCCAUUUUUAAGCUGUAUAUUUUAAGAUUUGCAUAUAAAUAUAUGUAGGCAUAAUUGCAGUAGGUAAUUCUUAUACAAAAACAUAACAAAAACAAGAAAGAUUAGCACUCGAUUACUCCAAUCCGAGCUCUAAACAUUUUGGACACUUUGUACAUUGUAGUAUUGGAUUUGUAUUUGUAAUUUGUAUUUUUUUAAGUAUUAUUCUUAGCAUUAUUUCAUAUCAUGUGCAUACAUACCUAAAUACAUACCAAUCUAUUACAUACUAUAUACACGAUUACCGAGAUAUUGCUGAAUUUAAAACACAAAUAAAGCUAAUCAAUGCAGGAAAGCGUAUUUAUCUAGAUAUUGAAGCAGUAUUGCUGUAAGCCACCUUGUAAAAUGCAUUGUUUUCAAAAAACUUUAAUAAAAUAAAUAGACGAAAAGCUUUAA
This is a messenger RNA of Bactrocera neohumeralis, 3257 nucleotides long. RefSeq names its product scoloptoxin SSD14. Gene Ontology annotation, biological process: glutathione catabolic process. The record is from RefSeq and is a predicted model, not a curated record. Bases 270 to 2675 code for a protein of 801 amino acids. Gene Ontology annotation, cellular component: plasma membrane. NCBI's taxonomy places the organism in Eukaryota, Metazoa, Arthropoda, Insecta, Diptera, Tephritidae. Gene Ontology annotation, molecular function: glutathione gamma-glutamate hydrolase. The transcript is spliced from 9 exons.